AUGGAUGGCAAUCGGGGUGAGUUUGCCAUUGACAGCCGACGGUACGGUAGCCACGAUAGUAUACACUUUGACGAGCGUAUCCGCCGGCAGCACAAAAUUGAACCACUUCGUACGCUGUUCGAUAAGGAAAAUGUCGUCCUGACGGAUUGGGGCCAACGGCCUCACUCCACCCCACUGCAGGACGUUCAUCGUACGGGACGGGAGGGAGAUAAAAAUGAUAAUCAUGUUUACGGAAACGAUGCACCACCGAAUGCAACCAGGAACGAUCCGUGGCACACAUCCGCCAGGUCCGACAAUCAUAGGACUUUGCGUGAUGAUGACUACCCGGAAGGAUGUACCGUACCGCAGCGUCCUGCAACUCCACCGGCAGAUUGGCCCAGCUAUGGUUCGCAUAGCAAUUGUGUGUUGGCAAGUGAGCCAAGUGUAACAUCUUCACUUACUGCACCGACCGGUGAUUAUCAGGCCCGGCAGGAAGUGCAUCCACCUGAACCACCACCUAGACGGUACUAUCUGCCAAUGGAUAAGAUAGUGCGCGGUGAGCUGGAAGCGAUGCUUCGCUUGUUUCAAGACACACCAAUUACCACCGGACAGCAUCCCGAUGGACCGUCGGUCGGUGCUCGCUCACCUGUGCUGGGCCGUAGAAGUGCAACACCAUCGUACGGUGGGACGUCGCAACAGCAUCAACCCGAACGAAGCAAAUCCGUCCAGGGUCAAGCAGGGCCGGCCAGCUUACGGCAAGACGGUGUCGAAUCUAAACCACCGUUAAAGUUAAAAUCUUCCACCGGACGGACGACACCACGGAGCGGUACGCUUCAGCGCCAUCCGACCGUGACCGACGUCAGCUGCAUCGAAACAAUCGAUACGGAGGAAAUGUUUCACCUCACCCAGCACGAGCAGCUCGAUGCGGUUGAGGCGUAUCACGAAUUCAAUUUAAAUUCAAAUACGGGAAGGAAUUUAAAUAUUGAUAGACACCGGGACGCAUCGACCGACCGGUGCCCAAAACCACCGAAACAAAGUUGCAUCGAUGGCCACAUUUCACCGACGGUGACGUAUCCCGUCAGUGCGACAAUCCCACCAACAUCGGUGACUAUCGGGGCCGAUCAGCUGACCACUAAUUACUUCGACAAACACUUGCACCACCCUUCAACAGUUGGCUCAUCGUACGACCAGUUCCCGGUCACUGCUAACCGGGCACCAUCCGUGCCCGGCGAUGGCCACAUCGUCAACUUUCCGCUUCUCGCCGCCGGUGUAGAAAUCGAACGAGCGGACCACAAAUUUGACAGUAACGUCAACUGCACCGGUCACCGGUUUGCCGCGCUGGACGAGUUUCAUAAUUACAAUGAAAAACUAAUUACAGACACGGACAGCAACGACGCGGUGCCGGUACCACGCGAUGGAUCAACGACACCACAGCCGGUGGACGAGUGUCGGAUCACCGAAAACCGACGCCAGCCACAUUCGUCAGCAUUAAAUGUAUCAAAUCAGCCAAAUCGUAAUUGGAUUAAUUUAAAUUCAAAUCAAAUUUAUCACCAGCAACGGACAUCUCCAAGGGAUCCCGUCUGUCAGCGAAUGUCACCGGGUUGUACCGGUGUCAGUACUGUUGGGUCCGGCCGUGCCUACCACCGGACCACCGACCACAGUGCCCAUCACGAUGAUGAUGAUGUUGAUGAUGGAACCGUCGGCCCAGGAAGUGACCGUUCCCCGGGCCGGGAGACACAUGUUGCGUACGGUGACAACAACGAUUCACCGACGUACUACCAGAACGCUAAUGAUAACCUUCAAAGGCGUACCGACCAGCACCAGGCCGUACGGGUGGACUGUAAUUAUGAUAAUAAAAGCGUUCGGAGUCAUUAUCGCUGUGAAGCAUCGCCCACCGACAAUGGGCAACUUCCGGUUGAUGUACCGCGCACCCGUUAUGUGACACCGUCACCACCGUUGCCACCUUACCCGGCCGAAACACCAAUCUCAUGGCGACCACGGGCACGCUCGGGAAGUUCCGGUUCGAGCGUAAAAAUUAAUGAGAUUUUCGAAUUUCCACCACCACCACCAUAUCCGUGCGAUUGUGCCGAUGGCGAUGGAAUCGAAGACGAUGGUGGUGAACCUUCCUGCAGGAUGACUGUGUACCGCACGAAUGUACGCGGUUCGGAAUCGAACAGUGGGAAGGGUACGGCUGAUGCUGAUACCGGCGAUGACACCGGAAGGGAUUAUUCUACAAGUGACCGAAUCAACCGUCCCGAAGCGAAACUGUCACCGGUUAACCUGGCUGAAACAUUUACCGCAUCGCAUCCAACGUACACGGCUGUCAAUCCGGCAAUUUUCCGGCCACCACCAAGUCCACCGUGUGACGUUCGGUUCCCACCAACGGUUGACCUUACCGGUGGUGAUAAUGAUGUCACCGGUUUAAAGCAUCCUCAAACGCUCGACCCAGACAGCUGCAUCGUACUGAACGAUGAAAGAACGCCCCGGUCAGUAGCGGGUGAAUCGUUGCGAAAUGUUUCCCACCCACCUGACGUUCAUGCAAUGCAACGCUUCCCAACCGUACCGGCACUGCACCAAGGCAGUAACGUUGAUGUUGAUUAUUUUAAAACAAAUUUCACGGAUGAUAAAACACCGGACGUCAACGCAAACAGAGCGCGCAAUUUCGAUGAAGAACCGAAUAAAUACGGUACCCAAACACCGCAGGACAAAUCAAUCGACCCGGACCGUACGUCGCAGGAGCGCCACCGUUACGGGGAUGCCGAAAAUAGACCGGCAGCAACGGAAUGUGGUUCUACCGGCACCGAAGACAGGCCGGUACAACCGCGCAUGAUUAGUUUCACCGAUGGUGAGUUUAUUUUUGGUCCGUUCGAUGAACGGUCGCUGGAAUUCGGACGAUUUGAAUUAUUGAGCGAUAAACUGGGGGCGCGAAAAUCUCCCGUUGGGACGAGCGCGUUGCUGACAGCAGCUGCCACUGAUGAACGUCCGGCUUCCGAGGUGCCCAAGAUCACCGACCCGACGUACAGCACGGCGGCCGCUGAGCGCUUGUACCAGCCAACAUUAGCAACAGGCCCGCGAGCAGCACAAGGUGUACCGAUUGAGGUGGAAAAUAGCGUACCCGAUGACGAUAAAUGGAAAAUUGCUACGCCCCCAGCCGAAUGCUCCCAAUCGCCCCAACUUCAACCCGAAAGCUACAACCGUUGGGCACGGUUCGAAAAUGGAAAUUUAAGCCCUGUGCCAUCGGAAAAUGAGCUGACCGCAGACAACCGCAAACAGUCACCAUCCAUCGAUCCACCCGACAAACGGCGAACGCGUGGUGAAGAAAUUGAGGACAUUUUUCAACAGCUUAACCACUCGCUGAAAGCAAACGCAUCCAAGGACACGUCCGAUGGUGGUAGCGAAGAUACUGCCGCGCGAACGACGCUCGGCCAGCUGGUGGAGAAUGUACCCGUGAUCGAACGUAUACUGGACGAUUUGUUGACCUUCUCGAAGCAGCUGCUAGAACAGAAGCAUUACCUCGAGGCGAAAGAAUCGAUCGAUGAUGCAAACGCAGAAGAAGACGUUGUCGUGAAACUGCCACCCGAGAAUCGUGGCACUGCACAGCAAGCGGAGAUAAAUGAUGAUAAUUUAAUUAAUUUAUUAGCCCCCGGCAAUGAGCAGGACGCGCAAGAAGCGUUCGACAAUGACCAGCGAAACGUUCGGAACGAUAAGUCGCACAAUAACGACCCCAGCGACGGUGAAGGACUGGGCGCCUCCAUCGAACGGGACGAAAAAUUGGCAAACAAUGACACGAACAGCAAUCAACCGGGUGACUUUAGUAGUGGCCCGUUGGAAGAUGAUUCCAGCGAGCAGCAAACCCAGCAGGAAGACCUAUUUACCAACGUGGCCAUCUUCAACUGGAACCCGCUGGACGUCUAUCAGCAGCACGGGCUGUUUAUGAUUGAUCCCCGGUUCGCUUUGGCUGACAUGCGUGCCAUCUCUCCCGCACCCGUUAGCUCGUCCUUUCAGCCUUCAAUCAAACCACUUCCCACCGUACCGGAGGAAAUGGAUACUGCUGCUGCCGCUAACGAGCACGCGAUUGCUAUGCACCGCGGUGCUCAAGUACCGGGCGCCUCCAUCGAGAACCAAUCAGCAAAAAAUUACAACAUUGAGACGGAGUCGGGGUGCGUGAAGAGCGACGGAAUUGUAAGCACUUUGCACGCUGUUGCAGCAACUGCACCGAAGACGCCUGCGCCCGAUUGGAAAAUGGACGCUUGUCACAAUUAUUGUUCACCGAGUGUUGAUCCCAUGGCAACUACCGGCUCACCGUCAACGGUGGGCUGUCGAGCCGGUGACAAUGUAGAUAAGAUUGUGCAAAUGAAUCAGGUGUUACAUUUCUACGACACUAGCCACGUACACUAUCCCCUCGGACAGGAUACCCCGGACCGGGACAGCCAGCAGCAACGUGAGCCACCCCAUUCUCCAACGCUGACCAGCGCAACAACCGUCGAAGGUUUGAAGCGCGUUGCUUGGCCUCCACCAACCGAGGGCCCUGAGUACGAGGUACAUCCAUCACAGCAGAAACAACACGCGGUAGGUCAGCAAAUCCCGCCGCAGCAACAGCAGCAACAGCAGCAGCAGUUCCAGCCGCAACAAUUCUACCACCAAACGAACCCUCAACAGCAGCAGCAUCAGCAGCCGGCUUAUCAGCAAACGAGCUUUCCACCACAGCAGCAUCCGCAUCAACCGGUGGAAAGAAUCGUUCCCAUUCAAAGGGCUACAUCGAUCCAAUCGCCUCUGGGCACACCAACCAAAUCACCCGUUAAUCAGCUCAAGUAUCCGACCUACCCGGGAUCUCCGCAGCCGUCGGUGCAUUAUUCAGCUGCUGGGCCACCCGCCAACACGCGGGGACCGGUCUCGUCUACCGUCGCCUUCAGUGGUGGCCGUGCCGUACUGCCCAAUAAGCCGCAGCAGUACUAUCAGCAGCAACAGCAGCGUGGUGGAUACGGCAAUCAGGCAGCUCCACGCUCACCGGUGGUUCCCGUAGCUUCGCCGCGCUCACCGGGCGUGUCUACCCUCGGUGGUAGUGGAAGCCCACGUGGCUGGUCUCACGUGGCCUCACCGGUACCGACCUACCGUCCAUCGCCCCAAUUCUCAUCUUCACCUUCUUCACCAUCUUCACCUUUCUAUCAGCAGCAACAGCAGCAACAGCAGCAGCAGCAGUACCACUCAGGGUACGCUCCAACCGGUCACACCGGCUCGGCCCAGCCAGCCGCCUGGUACGGUGCGAGAAAGCCUGAAGCUCAACAACAACAACCGCUAGCACCACAGUAUCAGAAUCCGCUCGAGCAGCAACCGUACCAACCGCAGCCCACUGAAGCUUUCCAACCGCUGACGGUACAACAGCAACAACCACUGUACCAACCAGCGCAGCCACAACAACAGCAGCAGUUGCCACCGACACUGAUCACAACACUACGCAAAGAACCACCAAUGUCGCAGGAGCCCGCUCCCGUCUAUCAGACGCAACCGGUUGCUGCUAUUUAUCAAGGAGGUAGCAAUAUGCGCGGAGAUCAAAAGUGGCCCCCGGAGGAAUACAAGCGCCAAUCGGAGGUGGAUAACGAAGAACGCCGUAAGCUAGCCCAACAGCCAGCGUUUCGUCCACGCCGCCAGCAGAAGGACUAUUCCGGCUUCUUUGCAAAGAACGCACUGAACAACACCUACCCGGGCUAUCGGGCACCGCCAGGAACGCAACAUCACUCCUAAACCGUGAUGGUAGCAACCAUAACGUGCCGCAUCAAGUACCACCCCAGCAUGGAAUUGCGAAACCAUCGACAGAAGUAAAAGAGUUGGCUGUUAGUGUUCGUAAGGGGACGUGCCAUUAUUGGAAACCUGAACAAAAGCAUCCUAAAACUAAGACCCAAAAUUUGUUGGUACGGAGUUGCUCGAAAAAAAAAAGAUCGUUGCUUAAAUCAAAAAAAAGUAUUUACCAGAUAUGAAAAAAAACAUAAGUUCAAAAACGUGCUUAAUUAAACUAUAUCCCUGCUUAGCGUUAAUAAACUAAACAUACAAGGCACACGUAAAACAAAAAACCGAAGCAACAAAGCACAAAAAACCAAUUUCGAAAACUAAACGAAACAAAACUAAAAUAGGCAGAAAAAAGAGAUAAAAACACUUUAUACAGUUAAGAUUGCGCAGAAAAGGAAGCGGACAAUAUAAAUACUAUAAUUAUUAUUUUAUCUUUUGUACCAUCAAAAGCUUAAGCGUGCGUUAAAACAAAAAAAGAAACUACUAGAAUCGAUCGUUUAUCGUUGCAUUGCUGAACGGCUUAAGAUGAUGCGCGUAGAAAAUGGGCGCAUCAGUUGCGCGGUAGCUUUAAUCUUCCUGUGCCUUAUCGUGUGCUUUCUGUUCUCCGUUUCGAUGUGUGUUUUAAUUUGGUUCAAGUAUCAACCGGACGCAAAGGUGCGUGUGUGAAAAAAGGCGAAAAAGUUCGAAAACAAAAGGAAGGAAAUAUAUUAUUUUUUAAUUUAUUUAUUUUUUUCUAAUCCGCAUGUAACUUUCGCGUUCGCGUACUGCUUUCCGCUUUAGGAUGCAAAAGAACAAAUGUAAACCAACAAAAAAAAAACAUCCUUAAUUGUACACCGUAUUACGCUUGUUUUAUUGCGACACAAAAAAAACCCAUGAACGCCGUAAGCGCUUAACGCUUAUGCUUGUGAUGUUUUCAAAACGAAACGUACAUUAAUAAAGGCUUAUAUUCGUUACAACAGUAAAAUAAA
Messenger RNA from Anopheles funestus (African malaria mosquito), 6731 nucleotides. RefSeq lists its product as uncharacterized. The record is from RefSeq and is a predicted model, not a curated record. The transcript has 8 exons. NCBI's taxonomy places the organism in Eukaryota, Metazoa, Arthropoda, Insecta, Diptera, Culicidae. The coding region runs from base 1 to 5721 and encodes 1906 amino acids.